Messenger RNA from Cokeromyces recurvatus, 885 nucleotides. RefSeq lists its product as uncharacterized. The record is from RefSeq and is a predicted model, not a curated record. NCBI's taxonomy places the organism in Eukaryota, Fungi, Mucoromycota, Mucoromycetes, Mucorales, Mucoraceae. The transcript is spliced from 2 exons. The annotation marks the transcript as partial.
UGUAUCAAAGAAGAAUACAAAGGUGUCCUGAAAGAAAAAAAAAUUAUCACCUGCUGCAAUUCUAUAAGACAACUUAUCUACAGAGCGAAGUUGUUUGUAAAUUACUAUAUUUUACAAAAUCUCAAUGAGCCUGCCCCACGGUUCAUUUUUAAGCAACAAGUUUGGUAUACUAUAUGCCAAUUGGUCAAUAACAAAAGGCCUACCAGUAGCACUGUAGUCAGUCCAAAUCUUUUACAGCAAUGGGAUAACUUCAAAAGAGAAAACCCUAAGGCAUGCCAUGCCGUAGCUUUAAUAAGCGGUGCAAGUCAAUGUCUGGCUGAGGCGUGUACAGAGGUAGCUACCUCAUAUCAGAAUGCAAUCGUCGAGACCUUUGAAAAUAGAUUGAUUUAUUAUCUUCGGUACAAGAUUCAAAUCAUGUUUGUGAGUAUGAAUCGAAACGACGUUCAUAAUAUUGCUGUAAAAUAUUGUUAUCAAUAUAUCUGUCAAGGGAAUCCAGUGUGGCCAACAAGUGAAACUGUAAAUGAUGAUACAACAAGACAAAAAGUUGUUCAAUUUUGCCAGCCUCUGAGGGACAUUCUAAAUACCAAAGUAACAAUGAAAACUCUAUCGGAAUCCCCUGGUAGAUUUACUCCUUUAUUGAUACACUUGCUCUCUAUCAUUGAAUCUGAACACGACAACCAUUAUGAAUACGAUGUAAGAAGACUGUCUCUUCCGCGGCGAUUUAGUCUGCUCCCAACACCUUCCUUACACUGGCGUUCUAUAACUUUGUCAGUAAACGCAUUAUCUGCGUUUCUUCCUCGUGAAAAGUUGCCAAGAGGUUAUAAUGACCAACUUCGGCUCUUUUUUAAAGUAUUAAAGUUCCAGUCAUUGAGAAUUAAAACGUAA